Messenger RNA from Hemibagrus wyckioides, 853 nucleotides. It is a transcript of the gene polr3k, whose product is annotated as polymerase (RNA) III (DNA directed) polypeptide K. NCBI's taxonomy places the organism in Eukaryota, Metazoa, Chordata, Actinopteri, Siluriformes, Bagridae. Gene Ontology annotation, cellular component: RNA polymerase III complex. Bases 114 to 440 code for a protein of 108 amino acids. Gene Ontology annotation, molecular function: zinc ion binding; nucleic acid binding; DNA-directed RNA polymerase activity. Gene Ontology annotation, biological process: termination of RNA polymerase III transcription; DNA-templated transcription. The record is from RefSeq and is a predicted model, not a curated record. The transcript is spliced from 4 exons.
CAAUAAGUCGGUGCGCCUGCCUAUACUCUGUAAUAGCUGAAUAUUUUACUACAGCGAGAGAGAGAGAGAGAGAGAGAGAGAGAAAGAAAGAAAGAAAGAAAGAAAGAAAAAAAAUGCUCCUGUUUUGCCCCACAUGUGGAAAUGUGUUAGUUGUAGAAGAAGGUCAGAGAUGUUACAGAUUCGCCUGCAACACAUGUCCUUACGUUCACAACAUUACAAGGAAGGUCAACAACAGAAAGUAUCCCAAACUGAAAGAGGUGGAUGAUGUUCUUGGUGGAUCAGCUGCCUGGGAGAACGUGGAUUCCACUGCAGAAACGUGUCCGAAGUGUGAACACCCACGGGCGUAUUUCAUGCAAAUACAGACCAGAUCUGCUGAUGAGCCCAUGACUACAUUCUACAAGUGCUGCAGUCAGCAGUGUGGCCAUCGCUGGAGAGAUUGAAACUGUCCCAGUGCAUCCCGUGUCCCAGCCCUGCUCCUGAGUUCACUCUUAUUGAGCUGGAGCUGUGUGUGUGUGUGUGUGAGAAACACUUGAGUGUGCAGGACAGGGAAAGCUGUGCUAUAGCCUGAUCAGAGAGACACUUUACUCUGUGAAGAACACACCAUAAUCUCUUUCUCCAGAACCUUCUCUAGUUUCUAUCUGAAACCUGCUGAGGUGAAGGCUGAUGUUCUGAGUAUAAAAUGUCAUUAUUUUCUUUAUCUUACAGUAAUUGAGCUUAACUGUCUUUAAUAUUUCUUUUUUUUUUUUUUUUUUAACACACACAUCCAACUCUUUCUUCCCAGUUGAUUUGAUUCAGGCUGUCAGGACCGAUAUGUCUUCAACAGCUUAUUUAAUAAACCACUGCAAUAACACCA